Molecule: messenger RNA, 1421 nt
Organism: Syngnathus typhle (broad-nosed pipefish)
Lineage: Eukaryota; Metazoa; Chordata; Actinopteri; Syngnathiformes; Syngnathidae
Gene: wdr18
Product: WD repeat domain 18
Exons: 10
Coding region: 32-1345 (437 amino acids)
Biological process (GO): rRNA processing; DNA-templated DNA replication
Cellular component (GO): nuclear pre-replicative complex
Molecular function (GO): protein binding
Source: RefSeq, a predicted model, not a curated record
GUGACGCCACAGCCCCUGGAAGAGGCGCAAAAUGUCGGCCCCGUUGGAGGUAGUGGUGAGCAGCGACGCCAGCUCUCAGUUUUGGAACGUGUCCGUGUUCGACUUGCACAGCGGCUCCAGCCUGCUUUCGUACCGCGGCGGCAACAGCUCGCCCCGAACGCUGUGCCUCCUCAACGGCCAGUACCUGCUGUCCGCGCAGCUGGCCAAAAACGUUAUCAACAUCUGGGAGAUCCACAGGAAGGAGCAGCUUCAGCAGAAAAUAAUUUGUCCAGGCGUGGUCACGUGUAUCAGUGCCUCCGCAGACGGCAUUUUCUUGGGGGCCGGCGUGGCCGAAGCGGUGUAUUUGUGGGAGGUGUCCACAGGCAAGCUGCUGUCCGUGGUCACACGUCACUACCAGGACGUCACCUGCAUCAAGUUUACGGAUGAUGGCAGCCAUUUUGUUUCCGGCGGAAAAGACAGUGUGGUUUUGGUGUGGAGUCUUAGCAGUGUGAUACAGGUGGACCUAACCCACGCCCCUGAGCCUCGGCACAUCCUCUCUCAUCACUCUCUGCCAAUCACAGACCUCCACUGUGGCAUGAUGGGAGCUCAGGCCCGAGUCGCCACAGCGUCCUUGGACCAAACAGUAAAGCUGUGGGAGCUGUCUUCAGGAGAGCUCCUCCUCUCAGUUCUCUUUGAUGUAGAAAUCAUGUCUGUGAUCUUUGACCCCUGCGAACACUACCUGUUUUGCGGCGGCAGCGACGGAAACAUCUUCCAGGUUUCUUUGAGUACUCAGAAUGCGCUGGCCGAUAACUUGUUCCAGUGCGACACCGACGCAAAGCGGACCUUCAAGGGUCACAGAAAGAUGGUCACCUGCCUGUCCGUGUCCAUGGAUGGGACGCUCCUUGUGUCGGGAUCCCACGAUGAGUCAGUGCGACUCUGGGACGUCCAAAGCAAACAAUGCGUCCGUUGCUUCGCUCACAAAGGCCCAGUGACCAAUGCCAGCAUCAUGGUGGCUCCCGCCAACAUGUUCCUCCCCGACUCGCGACCCCCCGUGCCCCUGCCGCGGUUCAGCCGCCACCGGCUGGAGAACGACGGCAGCUGGUCAGGCGAAGUGUGCGUCCGCCUCGGACUCCACGCUCAGAAGGAAGAGCCAGCCUACCUGCAGAAAGCCGAUAAGCUGGCUACCUUGAUGAACGGCGUGACCGAGAGGGAGCCGUCUGUCGCUCUUCUUACCAAGCUGCUUUUGGGAGACGGCGAGAACGGCCACGCACGUGUGGCCGAGUUGGAGGAGGAAGUUAGGACCCUGAAGAAAGUCAACAAAGAUUUGUACGACUUUUCGAGUCAUCUGCUGACAAAAGCCACGUGAAGCUCCGGCCUGUUCUGUGAACAGCUCUUCCGGUCGGUCAACUUGCGUCGAGCCAAUAAAAUCAACAGUCAAUCAC